This is a messenger RNA of Gallus gallus (chicken), 3756 nucleotides long. It is a transcript of the gene CARNMT1, whose product is annotated as carnosine N-methyltransferase 1. Lineage: Eukaryota; Metazoa; Chordata; Aves; Galliformes; Phasianidae. The transcript has 8 exons. Bases 40 to 1278 code for a protein of 412 amino acids. The record is from RefSeq and is marked validated. Gene Ontology annotation, molecular function: S-adenosylmethionine-dependent methyltransferase activity.
GAGCGUGCGCGACCGUUGGCAGCUGCUGCCGGCGGGGGGAUGUCGGCCGCGUGCGCGGUGUCCCGUGAGGCGCAGCCAGCGCUGCCGCCACCGCCCCGCGGUGACAGAGAUCCGCCGGCCAAGGCCAUGCGCAGGGGACUGCGGCGGGGCCGCGAGGAGGAGCAGGAUCAGGAGCGGCUCCCGUGGCCGGCGGAGAGCGGGGGCGGCGAUCCAGAGGGGGAGCAGGAGGCCUGGCGGAGCGGCGAGCGGCGGCGGCGGCAGCCGCAGGAGCCGAGGGCGCUGGCGGCGGCGGCCAGGGUGGAGGAGGAGGCGGAGGAGGAGCGGAUGGAGCGGGAGCAUUUCCGGAGAAUCAUCAACGCCUUCCGAUAUUACGGAACGAACAUGCAUGAACGUGUGAACAGAACAGAGAGGCAGUUUAAAUCCCUUCCAGCUAAUCAACAGAGUCUUCUUCCUCAAUUCCUUCCUCACCUUGACAAGAUUCGGAAGUGCAUUGAUCAUAAUCAAGAAAUACUGCAGACCAUUGUGAAUGACUGCGUUCAUAUGUUUGAAAAUAAAGAAUAUGGAGAAGAUGGAGGAGGGAAGAUUACACCUGCUUCAACGUUUGACAUGGAUAAAUUAAAAUCUACUUUGAAGCAAUUUGUCAGAGACUGGAGUGAAGAGGGGAAACCUGAGCGAGAUUCCUGCUACCAGCCAAUAAUUAGUGAAAUUGUAAAGAACUUUCCAAAAGAAAGAUGGGAUUUCUCCAAAGUUAAUAUCCUGGUACCUGGUGCUGGGCUAGGUAGAUUGGCGUGGGAAAUAGCUAUGCUCGGUUAUGCUUGCCAAGGAAAUGAAUGGAGCCUCUUUAUGCUCUUUUCUUCUAACUUUGUACUCAACAGAAGCUUAAACUUUUACAAUUUCAAGGAUACAUGUUUAGAGACAAACAGGGAGAUUCAUGCUUUAAAAGAUACUUGGGACUGCAUAGCAACUUGCUUUUUCAUUGAUACAGCACAUAAUGUUAUUGAUUAUAUUGAUACUAUAUGGAAAAUACUGAAGCCUGGAGGCAUAUGGAUAAAUGUAGGUCCUCUUCUUUACCACUUUGAAAAUUUGGCAAAUGAACUUUCAAUAGAGUUAAGCUAUGAGGAUAUAAAAAACGUUAUACUACAGUAUGGCUUCCAUAUAGAGGUGGAGAAAGAAUCUGUACUGUCAACUUACACUGUGAAUGAACUCUCCAUGAUGAAAUACUACUAUGAAUGUGUGUUGUUUGUGGUGAGAAAACCAGAAGAGAAGUGCUUUGAAUAGGUUAGUCAGAAAAGAGUUAGGCCUGAAUGCUAGAAUUAAGAAUAAUAAUAUGGACUGAAUGAUGUCUGGACACAACCUCAAAUCAUUGGUGCCUUCCUGUUCCUAAUAAGAUUUAGAUAGUGACUAUUUUCUUAAUAUUUCUGUUGCUAUCCAGACAUGUACUAUGCCAUACGUGUUUGUACUAUAACUAGUGAAAAUGGAGGAUAAAAUGUUUGCAUACACUGUCUUUGUGCUUUGGAAUGCAUUAAGAACAAAAAUGUUUUUUUGGAUAUAAAAAUCGUUCGUCAGAACCAAGCUAACUUUGCAAAUGCUGCCUCGUUUUUCUUGGAUUUAUAAUCUCCUUUGUUCUGCUUUCUGAUGUUAGGAAUGCACAGAGGUACUUACUGUACUUGCUGCGUCACAUUUAAAGAAGUAUUUUUAAACAUACACUGAAAGUCAAUUAUGAAGUCUGAAAUGAUUGAAAACUUAUGGAAUGAUUAAAUGACCUGUUACUGAGUUGUGGCAACCUAGCAGGGGGGUUGGAACUAAAUGAUCAUCUCAUAGCGUUGAAACUGAAAUAUCGAAUGCGUUGUGGCUUUAAAACAUACUGAUUUUGAGUCACCUACUUAUCGCUUAAGCCAAAGUGUUAAACGUAUAAUUAACAGAAAGUUAUGAUAAACCUUGCACUCAUCUCUUUUUCAAUGUUAAUGACAAAACUGAGUUAUCCAUGCCACUUGUAGGUAGUGACAGAGAAAAAUCCCUCUUUCCUGAGGAAUAAAAAAAAAAUCAUGUAAAUAAUGUGCUGUAACUUAGUAAUUUCCUAACCUGGUCAGCAUUGUAGCUUUAGGCACUUUACUACUUAGUGGCUUAUUUCUAGGUUCCUUAUCCUAAAUUUUUUUCUGGCUAAUGAGGCUUAGGCAGAUAUUUAAUCUGCAAAUCCUAGCCGAAUCUUCGUAGAAGUAAGGCUGAAUCUUCUUUUGCUUAAGCUAUAUAAAUGAAAAAAAUGACUGAGCUUAGAGGAGGUAUCAUGGUAGCCAUUUGUUCUCUUAAUGUAUUGGUUGGGUUCAGUACCACCUUUAUUGUUAUUCAAAAUAAAAGAACCUUGUGGUAAGGAAUUAAGGGUGUUUUCAGGGUCAUAAUGGUGCACUGGACAAUAACUUGUUUAAAUGUUUACGAUUGUUUCCGGUCCCUUUUUCAGGGUGAUGUCAUAAUCUCAUAAUCACAUCCUUUGGAUACUUCCAUUAAUCUUUUGGAUACUUCCAUUGUUAACUUUGGGACUUUUCCUGUUAAGGCUGGACAUUUGUGCCUUCAUUUCUAAAAUGAAAGUUUGCAUGGAAGGAAAACACAAUUCUGUUUUUUUUUUUUUGUUGUUGUUUGUUUUUUAAAUAAUUUCAACACUGUGUAUAGGAAAAGAGUGAUUGUGGAUGUUUCAGUAUUGUGCCCCUUUCUGGUCAGAAUUUUUACUGAGAAUAAAGGGUUCUGGACUACAGAAGUUUUCAGCUUUGCAUAAAAUACUGUUUUUUGAUCUGCACCACCAAGAUUUUACUUCAUUUAUGAACUGCUGAGAUUCUGCCUUGGUCCAAGAAAGAUUUUUUUUUGAUGCACUGCUUCAGCAAGGGAAUUAAAAUAAAAGUUCUUCCACACCUUCAAAAAAUAACAAUAAUAAUCAUCGUCCAUCAUCAUCAUCUUCAGUUACUUUCAUUCUCUUACUGUAUUUACUUUGGUUAUUGGAUGGACUUUGUGUUUCUUCACUUUGAUUUUUCCUUAGAUAAAACGAGAUUAGCAUUUUGAUUUCCAAGUUCCUUGAAGUCAGAUAGAGUCAGCUGAAUGUCGGUCCUGCCAAGGCUGAGGGCUGCCCUGUUUUCUGCCCUGGCAGUCAGCGGUUAUACCCAACAUGUGAUGUUUCCUAAACAUACAAAAUUGUACUCCUGUGUUCUGGUUGAACAAUGCUAUCCUUUGUUCACUUGGGUUUGUUCACUGCUGCCCCACGUUGUCACAAGUGCCAUUCUCAGCACUGGUUACAGGAAGUGGUUUUAUUGACUUUAAUCAUGUAUAUAUAGCGAUGUGCUCGUAUUUCUCAUUUGGAAAAUGCCAGUUUCCCCCCCGUGGAUUUCCUUUUAACGUGUAGCAGCUGCAUUAACAUUUGGAAGCGGCACAGCCUUGUGAAUCGGUGGUGUGAGUCAGUGGUGUGGAACCCUCUGCCCUACCUGCGCGUUCCCGGGCUGCUCCAUCGCUCUGCCGGGGAUAUCUGCUGUGCCACGCUCCGCCCGCUGCACCCACUGUGAGUGCGCUCCCACAUCCUGGCCUAACAAAUGCUUCUGCCUAUGGAGUACGUUUGACAAAUGUAAAGCUUCCUGUGUUUUUAUUUAUAUGUAGUGCGCACACAGCACAGUCACAAAGAUGGGGAUUGGAAGCUUCAUGUCUCCGCGUGAACUUUCCGCUAUUUUUAAUGUGUGUAAUGAACUUGAUUUUUCUCAGACAUUAAAGUUUGCAGUACGA